UGUAGUUUCUUUUUCGGAGCGAAGGAAAUCCAGUUUACUCCAGUUGACAUGAAUUGGUGCGAACUCCAUGGCUAUGGCUUUCACCGAUUGCUUUAUCCGCCUAUAAAAAUGGCUUCCCUUUCAUUUCCAUAAACCAUCUCAAUCAUCCUUUCCAUCUUCGACCACAAAAACUAGAAAGGAAGAUCAUCCAUAUCGUUUGAACAUGGGGAAGUCAUUCAUUUUGGUGGCUUUCCUACUCAUACUCGUCUCUAUCGGAGCAACCACGGUUGGAGCUGAUGACAAAAAGCCCGACGACACUAAGAAGACUCCGGCUGCACCGGCACCCGCCCCUAAGUACCAGAAACCAGCGCCGGCCCCCACCCCCAAGGAGGAGAAACCUAAGCCGGCUCCGGCCCCCAAGGAGGAGAAGCCAAAACCAGCACCGGCUCCCAAGGAGGAGAAACCAAAGCCUUCUCCUGUCGACGACGAUACCACGAACUACGACGAUGAGACACCAGACCCAAAAACAGGAAGCGAACGGGCUAAGUGUAAAUCGAAAGGGGCUUGUAAUAAGAAGACACUAACUUGUCCGGCAGAGUGCCCGGAGAGGAAGCCCAAAAAGAACAAGAAGAACAAAGGUUGCUUCAUCCAUUGUGGUAGCAAGUGUGAAGCUACUUGCAAAUGGAGGAGGCCACAAUGUAACGGAUAUGGCUCUCUAUGUUACGAUCCCAGGUUCGUCGGAGGUGAUGGAGUAAUGUUCUACUUCCAUGGCGGAAAAGGACGUGAUUUCGCUCUCGUCUCCGACACCAACCUCCAAAUCAACGCCCACUUCAUCGGAAACCGCCCAAAUGGCCGGAAACGUGACUACACAUGGGUCCAGUCCAUCUCUAUCAUGUUCGACACCGACAUCCUCGUUCUCUCAGCCAAGAAAGUUCAACAAUGGGACGACUCCGUCGACGUGCUUCUCGUAAAAUGGAACGGUCAACAAGUCAACGUCCCCUUCACCGGAGACGCAGAAUGGAAAACCAACACCGGAGUAAGAGAAGUGUCGGUGGAAAGAACCGACGACACCAACACUGUUAGAGUUACAGUCGGCGGACUGGUUGAAAUCGACAUGAAAGCUGUUCCUGUGACUAAAGAAGACGAAAAAGCUCACAACUACCAGUUACCAUCAAAUGACGCUUUUGCCCAUUUCGAGACACAAUUCAGAUUCUCAAAUCUCUCAGACAACGUCGAGGGUAUUUUGGGAAAAACCUACAGACCAGGGUAUGUUAGCCCGGUGAAGAGAGGGAUCGCAAUGCCAUUAAUGGGUGGAGAAGACAAAUACGAAACUCCAUCUUUAACUUCACCUCGUUGCAAACUCUGCAUAUUUCAGUCAAAUUACGAGUCUGCCCCUCCUGCUACCGGUUUAUUUCAAUACUAAAUUACAAAUCAAUUAUUGUAAUUUCUUGAAAUUUGUCAAAUAAAGGUCAUAAAAUUAUGGCUCUUGAAUUUCUUUAUUACCCAAAUAAAAUGGUUUU
Lactuca virosa is the source of this 1499-nucleotide messenger RNA. The record is from the annotation of a GenBank genome assembly. Lineage: Eukaryota; Viridiplantae; Streptophyta; Magnoliopsida; Asterales; Asteraceae.